Messenger RNA from Colletotrichum karsti, 1527 nucleotides. RefSeq lists its product as uncharacterized. The record is from RefSeq and is a predicted model, not a curated record. Lineage: Eukaryota; Fungi; Ascomycota; Sordariomycetes; Glomerellales; Glomerellaceae. The transcript has a single exon. The coding region runs from base 1 to 1527 and encodes 508 amino acids.
AUGAGCCCCCCAAUCAUCACGUCGUGGUCAUCGCCGCCACUCUCACCUCUCGUGAAGCUUUGCAAAGGCCGGGACCAGAUCGAAGCGACCUACCCUCUGCUGGCGUUCUACGCCGUCAACCCCGCCUCCGCAUCUCAUCUCACAGAGCUUGCCCUUGAUCCCGAUGGCUGGCCCAAAUUCAUCUCUUGCUUUAUGGGGGAUCCGAAUGCCCCUCUCGACGAACCAGUCAAACCCGUAGACGAAACAGCCCAUGGCCUUCUUGAAGAUCGCGUACGAAAGCUUGGCCUUAGCGACAAGGCUACACAGGUCAUGCUGCGAACUUUGGCGUGGAAAAAGGCCCAUCUACUUGGUCAGAAGCCCGAUUCACCUAAAGGAUUCGCGAAACACAACAAUCUUUACGCCGAGGUCGCCUCAAUACUCCUGAUUUCCUACGCCAGGAACAUCAACCAUCUCUACGUCGGCGGCGGCAUUAGUUGGAGGCCCCUUCUGGAGGAAUAUUUGAAGAAAUCCAAUUAUGGCCUCAUUCCAGCUGAACAUCGGGCGUUCCAGAGCCUGGAAACUGUCGAGGUACUGGACUUGUCGUGGCAUGACGACGAACGCAACUACUUCAGGCUGGAGUACCUAGCCCAUCUUCACUACUUCCAUCGUCUACCAAAAUUCAGAAACUACGUUGUGGACGGAACCGCAGAAUACCAAAUUGACCUCCAGGUUUUCCCGCCGAAGUCAUCAUCACCGUCGUUCAAGCGCAUCCAGGCCAGACACACAGAUAUUUCAGGUGGCGUGUUGGGAACGCUUCUUCGAACUCCUAAGGGUUUGGAAGAGGUCGUUGUGUCCAUGGGCGGCCUGUGGUCAGGGGAUGGAGGAAGCCCAUUGGUCCAACUGAAGACGCUCGGAAAGUGCCUGCUGGACCAGAAGGACACUCUUCGCGUUAUUGAUCUGGAUCUCGAGCACGGCAUUUACGCCCGCGAGCCUGAGGAAGAAGAUGAGAUGGUCGAUCAAGACGUCGAUGAAGACUACGAUGUAGAAGGAGUGAGUAUGCGCUCCGUUCGGGAGGAUGAAUACUUCCGGAUAGCCGAGUCAUUCGCAACAGGACCUCUCUUCUCGAACGAACUCCCUGACACAAGGAAGUACGGCUACACCAUCGGUUCCUUUCACGACUUCGACCAGCUCACUCAUUUGAGCAUCAACGUUCAGGCUAUCGUGGGACCUAGCAAGAGUGCCUCAACACCACCUUACACGAAAACACUCACCGAACAACCGCCUUUCCGAAUGAUCGAUGCACUGCCUGUUAACUUGGAGCAUUUUUGUCUUUAUGGCUAUCGAAAGGGAGACAACCUCGACGUCGAUGCGCACGUCAAUGAGUUCAUGGAGAAGAAGGCAGAGCGUCUUCCACGCUUGAAGGAGGUCGGAGGCAUUGACGAAGAAGUGGUUGGCGAAGGCGCGAAGUAUGGCAUCGAUGCCGAUGAAGAUGAUCUUUGGAGAGGGAAUAUGGACAAGCUUGAACGGUUGAAGUCGUGGGAGGAGUGA